UGGCGCUUGUUCUCGAGACAGUUUCAGGAUCCUUCGAAAAUAAAAUCAUGAUCAGUCUUCUUUGAUUUGUAGUCACUGUUUUUGACAUCAAACGCAUUUCCGAAUUAUCGCACGUUAUUUACACAUGUUUGGAGUACGGACUUGUAAGUUGAAUCGCAUGAGUACGGGUUGACUGAUAGUAGGGAAUCAGAUGAUCUAAUAGUGAAACUUGUGUAACUGCCGGCGAAGAAAUUCCUGGUCAUGCCUACUGUAGAGUAUUUAAAAAUGCGCUGAAAAAAUGCUAACGUCAAAACGAUCGGGAUCAGUCAGUCCCGAGGAGGUUGACAAUGGAUCUGAUACAAGGGUUUCUGCCGCCGAGGGAAAUGGUUCAGUAGCGUCAAACGCGUGUCGAAACGAUUCUUUACCAGAGGAAUUUUUGUCAAGCAGAAGAAUUGGACGAAGAAAUGCUUUAACUUAUGCCGAAAGUGGAAUGGUAGAUCUACCAGACCGCUUCGAGGAGCUUUCUAUGGAAACAGAUGAGCCUAGUACUGAGGGACGAAAUUCAAGCACACCGGGUACAUCGAAACAGCAACAUUGAUGUAAUUUGAGGUUUCUUUAGAAAAUUCCUUCAUCUCUACAUCGACAAUGCACGAUGUAGUAGGGAAAAGACCAGGGAAAAGACAGUAUUACUUUAAGAUCGUACUGAAUGCCUCAGUAAGAGUUGUUAACAUGCCAUUCUGUCACUUGAGAUUAUACUUUCACGCCUAAUUAUUUAAGUAAUUAUAUGUUAAUAUAUAUACAAUCUCAUUAUAUUUUCAAGGUUAGGUACAUAUGAGGGGGUUAAAGUCAUCCAACUCUGAUUUUAAGAAACAAGAAUCUAUUAAUUACAUUUCGCAGCAAUGUUUUCCCUCAACUGCGCGGACGCGUCUGCGCGAAGGUACUCCCUCGCCACAGAACUUAUAUACUUGUCAUUCAAAAUUGCGUGGCCGCGCAUGCGUGGAAGUGUUCCUGCGCAAACAGAAUUUAUAUGCGCGUCAUUCAAAAUUGCGUGGACGCGCAUGCGUGGAAGUGUUCCUGCGCAUACAGAAUUUAUAUGCGCGUUAUUCAAAAUUCUGCGCUUAAUUUUGGCUUGUGACUUUUUUCUUUAAACAGAAUUUGUCCCAGAUUUUUGGAGCAUCCUCUAUACUUCUAUGUUAACUAACUUUUUAAACAUACGUAAGUAAUACUACAAUGGUACAAAUAAAACGGGCUAUUUAAUAUUAAACAUUUUCCUACCAGAUAAUAAAAUACGUUUAUCUGUGUUCCUGUAAAUCCAAGAACCGUUAAGGAUGUCAGAAAAUUGUGAAAAGAACUUAAUAAUUUGUUUUUGUUUUUUUUUUUUUUUUUU
Messenger RNA from Osmia bicornis bicornis, 1366 nucleotides. RefSeq lists its product as uncharacterized. Gene Ontology annotation, biological process: negative regulation of protein kinase activity. NCBI's taxonomy places the organism in Eukaryota, Metazoa, Arthropoda, Insecta, Hymenoptera, Megachilidae. The transcript is spliced from 3 exons. Gene Ontology annotation, molecular function: cAMP-dependent protein kinase inhibitor activity. The coding region runs from base 278 to 577 and encodes 99 amino acids. The record is from RefSeq and is a predicted model, not a curated record.